Molecule: messenger RNA, 597 nt
Organism: Cyprinodon tularosa
Lineage: Eukaryota; Metazoa; Chordata; Actinopteri; Cyprinodontiformes; Cyprinodontidae
Product: cytochrome c oxidase subunit 6A, mitochondrial
Exons: 3
Coding region: 51-392 (113 amino acids)
Biological process (GO): mitochondrial electron transport, cytochrome c to oxygen
Cellular component (GO): mitochondrial inner membrane
Molecular function (GO): enzyme regulator activity
Source: RefSeq, a predicted model, not a curated record
CCUGCUGUGAAAUAGACUACUUCCGGUCUCCUCUCCAGUCUUUCAGGAAAAUGGCGGCCUUCGGACGUUUCUCUCAGAUGUUGUGGAGGUCUUCUCUGACCCAAACCCGGCGCCAGCUCUCUGCCGCCGCCGCUGCCGGUGGACACGGCGAACAGUCAGCGAAAACAUGGAAGAUCCUGUCGUUUGUUGUGGCCCUGCCGGGUGUGGCCGUGUGCAUGCUGAACACCUUCCUGAAGGAGAAGGAGCACAGCCACGAGCAGCCAGAGUUCGUCCCCUACAGCCACCUGCGCAUCCGCACCAAGCGUUUCCCCUGGGGAGAUGGGAACAAAACCCUUUUCCACAACCCUCAUGUCAAUGCCCUCCCCGACGGUUAUGAGGGGCAUGACGAGUAAACCCUGCAGACCUCAUCGCAGCUCAACAGCGCCCUCUGCUGUUACUGCAUCACACUCCUAUUUACAGUUUAUUUUUUGGGCUGAAUUGUUUACACCUCUGUGCUCCACAUGGAGCACCUGAACCAACAAUUCCUUCUUUCUGGACCAUUAAACCAAAUGUCAGCUUGAAUUAAAUUAACGUGAAUAAAUGACUUUUACUUCCUGA